Messenger RNA from Capronia epimyces CBS 606.96, 1278 nucleotides. RefSeq lists its product as uncharacterized. Gene Ontology annotation, biological process: inositol phosphoceramide metabolic process; sphingolipid biosynthetic process. NCBI's taxonomy places the organism in Eukaryota, Fungi, Ascomycota, Eurotiomycetes, Chaetothyriales, Herpotrichiellaceae. Bases 1 to 1278 code for a protein of 425 amino acids. Gene Ontology annotation, cellular component: inositol phosphoceramide synthase complex. Gene Ontology annotation, molecular function: inositol phosphoceramide synthase activity. The record is from RefSeq and is a predicted model, not a curated record. The transcript is spliced from 3 exons.
AUGGGGUUUUUAGGCUUAGGUGAGCCAUCCCUGGGGACGCUCAUCAUUUUUCUUGGAGCAUGGAUCAACCGAGACUUCACGACUCCGACACCACGAUCAAGUCAGCUCCCUUACGAACCUUUAAUGGAGGAUGUUGGCUCCGAGAUGGCACUGGAUUCGCCGACCGCCGAAGACGGUUCCCUUGCACUUCCUUCUUCGUCUGCACGACGAAGGCUUUGGCGUCACCGAGAACUGUCUCUGCUCGGCUUUAAAAAGACGAUUCAGACGCCAAACACGGCCGUGUUCCAAACCAGGAUCCUCAGCCGAGUGCUGGUGCGCUUUCCUUUCAUCAUGGAGAUCAUCUACUGGGCCCUCAUAUACGGUGUCUACCAGUUCGGUCGAGGCCAGUUGGCCAUAAGAUUCGUCGACCAAAGCAUCGAUUCAGCUUGCCGCCACGCCCUCGCUGUCAUCAGGUUAGAGCAGCGCCUUCAUAUAUUCUGGGAGUUGUCUAUUCAGCAGUUCUUCCUCCGGCAUCCGCCGUGGAUGUGGUGGAUCAAUCGGAUCUACAGUUUCGUCCACUUGCCGGCCACGAUCACUUUCCUAGUUGGCCUCUAUUAUUUCGCCAUCACGCGGAACAGGUCGAACCCAGACCGGCAGGACCGGGCAGCUGGCCCGGAGCUCUACGAGUCCAGGCGGCGGGCUUUGGCGCUGUGUAAUCUCUUUGCGUUUUGUGUCUUCAGCAGCUGGCCAUGCAUGCCUCCACGUCUACUGGGAGACUCGGAAUCGCCUGGUGAGUUGGGCGAACUCGCCCGAACCUUCCAUUUCGUCGACACCAUCCACACACGAGACGGUGCCGUCAGUGUCUUCAACACGAGGAAAUGGACCAAUCAGCUCGCCGCAAUGCCCUCCCUGCACUUUGGAUAUUCGCUACUGGUGGGCGUCUCUAUCAUGCGACUCCCUCUCGCCCAUGCUGCCCGAACCUACAGAGUGAGCAUGCCGCCGCCAUUUCGCCGAUCAAAUGCUUACUGGAAUGUUCGCGUCCCGUCCCUCCCGAAGUUGAUCUGCACCGUCGUUGGCCUUCUCUACCCAACUUUGAUCCUGGUCGCCAUUGUCGCGACCGCAAACCACUUCAUCCUGGAUGCCGUCGUGGGGGCCUUGAUCUGCUGGCUUGCCCUACGAUGGAACGGAGUGUUGAAGAACCUCCUCCCCAUCGAGGACUACCUGUUCUGGUGUCUCCGCAUUCAUAAGCCGGUUCCCGACCCGUCUGUUCAGGGCGUCCAUUCAGACUACAAGACUUGA